Apis florea (little honeybee) is the source of this 1642-nucleotide messenger RNA. RefSeq names its product glycine receptor ora transientless (gene ort). Gene Ontology annotation, cellular component: membrane. The record is from RefSeq and is a predicted model, not a curated record. Gene Ontology annotation, biological process: monoatomic ion transmembrane transport. NCBI's taxonomy places the organism in Eukaryota, Metazoa, Arthropoda, Insecta, Hymenoptera, Apidae. Gene Ontology annotation, molecular function: extracellular ligand-gated monoatomic ion channel activity; transmembrane signaling receptor activity.
AGAGAGAGAGAGAGGAGAGAGAGAGAAAGGAGAAAGAAAAGAGGCAAGCUCUGAGAGCCCCCGGUCUUCGACGAAGGUUGUCGAACGAAUUUUUUUCCCUUUUUCGUUUUUUCCUUUUCCCCCGCAAUCUUAUUAUCGUCGCCCGUUUUCUUCCAAGUUCGACACGCUCCACGAUCGGCUCCUCCGUCUCUUCUCCUUCGUCAUUUUGGCCGCUUGCUCAUCUGGUGCGAGGAAAAUGCGCUGAGAAGCGAUCGACGAAGAAUGUCGAUGGACGAGACACAUGGGGGCGGCAUGGUUUCCGCAAUCCUUUCCUCGAUCGUGCUUCUUCUCCUGCUUGGACGCACCGUGGACGCUCAGAGGAGCUUGGAAUUCUUCGAUCUUCUACCGGAAGAUCCCAAAUUGUACGACAAAAUGCGACCGCCAAAGAAGGAUGGACAGGCGACCGUAGUUUAUUUCCACGUCACUGUUAUGGGUCUCGAUUCCAUAGACGAGAAUUCAAUGACGUAUGCAGCCGACAUAUUUUUCGCCCAAACUUGGAAGGAUAACAGGCUACGAUUACCAGAAAAUAUGACAUCCGAAUACAGAUUGCUCGAAGUCGAUUGGCUGAAGAAUAUGUGGCGACCGGAUUCGUUCUUCAAGAACGCGAAAUCAGUGACGUUCCAAACGAUGACUAUACCGAAUCAUUACUUAUGGUUGUACAAAGACAAGACUAUCUUAUACAUGGUCAAAUUAACGUUGAAGUUAUCGUGCGCCAUGAACUUCUUGAUCUACCCUCACGACACUCAAGAGUGUAAAUUACAAAUGGAAAGUCUGUCGCACACGACGGAUGAAAUGAUCUUCCAGUGGGAUCCUGACGUGCCACUCGUCGUCGACGAGAACAUCGAGCUGCCCCAGCUCCAACUGGUUAAAAAUUACACGGCCGAUUGCACGCAGGUCUAUUCUACUGGUAACUUCACCUGCCUCGAAGUAGUGUUCGUCCUGAAACGUAGGCUCGGCUACUACUUGUUUCACACCUACAUUCCAACCUGCUUGAUCGUAAUCAUGUCGUGGGUCUCCUUCUGGAUAAAACCGGAAGCGGCGCCAGCCAGAGUCACGCUCGGCGUAACUUCCUUGCUGACCCUCUCCACGCAACACGCCAAGAGUCAAGCGUCCCUGCCACCUGUUUCGUAUCUGAAGGCCGUGGACGCUUUCAUGUCGGUUUGCACGGUGUUCGUGUUCAUGGCGUUGAUGGAGUAUUGCCUGGUGAACAUCGUCCUCGGCGACUCGGACACGCCCCCGAAACCGGCGCCACCACCUCCCCCGCCGUCCUCCAGCGGCCCCGAUUCCGCCAAGCUCGAUAAAAUUUUCGACAUCGCCACUAAGGAAAACGCAAUGUUGUUAUCCGGCCGAUCGCAGAAAUCGACGACCGGUCCACCGCCAGGCCCAACACCCGCGCAGAAGGCGCGAAUGCGUGCCCUGAACAUCGAUCGGGUCUCCCGCGUCUUCUUCCCUUUCCUCUUCGCCGUGUUGAACGUAACUUAUUGGAUAAUGUUCGCCGAGUACAUUUAAUUGCCGCCGUGGAACUCGAUCGCGGCAAACUCGAACAGACCGGAAACGUCGAUGCUGGGAAAGAAGAUAUCGGACGGAGGAAGUGUUUCUGAAA